AUGGCGGAUGCACCAGUCGCAAAGAUAUCGAGACGUUCAACAAGAAUAUUCGUUGGAGAACAAGAAGCCAUGGAGCUAGGAAAUGCAGGAAUAGGCAUGGUUCCUCAUGACAACAAAUAUGGCACCACCCAGGACGAGAAAUCCAAGGAAAAGGACAAGCAGCACAGAGAAGGUAGAAGUUCUUCCCACCAGAGUCAUCUUCAGGCUUUAGGAGUACCAGUUGUCGAGUUUGGAAGAGAUCUUAGUCCAUUGUUCCCUUCUACAAGCGAAGCUAUCGCGACACAAGUAACUAAAUCACUUGCCGCUGCGAACGCUUUGGCCAAGGAGAAGCAAGAAGGUCGCCCUCUCAAUUUUGGUGUUAUUCUUCCACAUGCGAUUUAUCGUAGCAGCUUCCCUCAACAAGAGGAUUUUGAGUAUCUUAAGUCUCUCGGAUUGAAAUCUAUCGUCACACUCGUAAAGAAAGAAUACCCUCCUGGCUUUCUCGCGUUCGUCAAGGCCCAAGGCAUACGUCAUUUUGUCAUCGAAAUGCAAGGAACCAAAAAGGUUGAUAUCCCCGAGCAUACGAUGAACCAGAUCAUGAGAAUCUCUCUUGAUAAGGAGAACCAUCCAUUGUUGAUCCAUUGCAAUCAUGGAAAGCACCGUACCGGCUGCGCUGCUGCCAUUAUUCGUCACGUCUCAGGCUGGGGUGUACAAUCUAUUGUCGAAGAGUACAAAAGUUACGCCGAUCCAAAGGCCCGUGAUGUCGAUAUUAAAUACAUCACCGAGUAUCAGGUCUCGAGUCUCAGUGGUCUCUAUCACAACAACUCAGUCCAACCUUCCGUCGCUAAGUCCUCCAAGAUGGCUCGUAUCCUCGUUCUUACGGCAUUGCUUUUAUGGAUUUGUUUGACUUUGAUGAGAUUUUGGGAUCACUAG
Sclerotinia borealis F-4128 is the source of this 912-nucleotide messenger RNA. Lineage: Eukaryota; Fungi; Ascomycota; Leotiomycetes; Helotiales; Sclerotiniaceae. The record is from the annotation of a GenBank genome assembly.